Messenger RNA from Melozone crissalis (California towhee), 1722 nucleotides. RefSeq names its product transmembrane serine protease 4 (gene TMPRSS4). The record is from RefSeq and is a predicted model, not a curated record. NCBI's taxonomy places the organism in Eukaryota, Metazoa, Chordata, Aves, Passeriformes, Passerellidae. Bases 1 to 1722 code for a protein of 573 amino acids. The transcript is spliced from 14 exons. Gene Ontology annotation, molecular function: protein binding; serine-type endopeptidase activity. Gene Ontology annotation, cellular component: membrane. Gene Ontology annotation, biological process: proteolysis.
AUGGUGCUGCUGAUAGACCGGUGUUGUAUUACAAUACAAACCAGAAUUCCUGUUUCACAACUCCCCCUGUGGGUUUUAAGGAGGGCCGGGGCGGCGCUCCCCCAGUGCGAGCGCGGCGUGGGCACGGAGCGGGCACGGAGCGCAGGGCACGGGCUGCGGAGCACCGCGGGCCGGCUCCAGGGCAGCCGCAGCCUCCGCGGGCCCGCACCGGGCACAGCCGCCGGGAUUCUGCGGGCAAAGGACCCCGCCGGAGCUGCACGGACAUGGGAACAGACAAGAAAGGCAAUGCCCCCCAUGCCAAGGAGAACAGCACCUCCUGAAGGGUCUGAUCCUACUCCUGGGCACUGCCUGGGGGAGAGCCAGGCCCUCCCAGCCCCAGCACAGCUGCCGGUGCCUCUGCUCAGCACGGGGGACACACCUGUGCAGGACUCAGCCUCGGAGCGGCUCAAUGGCAGAGGUCCCUACACGAGACCCAAAUCCUCCAGGCCAUCAGACUCCUUCAAGCGGGUCGGGAUCCUCAUCCUGGCCGUGGUGCUCACCCUGGCCUGCCUGGUGGCCAUCGGGUUCCUGGUGAAGAUUUACCUGGACCACCACUACCUGUUCUGCAAGCAGCCCCUGAAGCUGGUGCCGCUGAAGCAGGUGUGCGAUGGGCAUCUGGACUGUCUGCAGGGCGAGGACGAGGCCAACUGUCCCCAGUGGUUCUCCGAGGGGCCACCAGCCUGGGCCCGCGUGUCCAAAGACAGAUCCAUCCUGCAGGUGCUCCAGAGCCACACGGGCACCUGGUCCUGUGUGUGCCAUGACCACUUCACCCCGGCGCUGGCCAGAGCUGCCUGUGAGCAGAUGGGCUACAGCAGCACCCCAACUUUCCAGGGCGUGGAGGUGAGCGCAGGGCAGCCUCUGCCUCCCCGCGAGGUCGUGCUGAGCAAUGGGAGCCUCCAGGUGCUUGAGCCAGGCAGGAAAUGCCUCUCGGGGCUGGUUGUGUCACUCUUUUGUUCCGACUGCGGGCAGAGCGUGCGCACCCCGCGGGUGCUGGGGGGCAGCCCGGCCGCCAUCGAGGCGUGGCCUUGGCAGGUGAGCCUGCAGUACAGGAAGGAGCACAUCUGCGGGGGCAGCAUCAUCGGGCCCGGCUGGGUGCUGACGGCCGCGCACUGCUUCAAGAACAACCCCAUCAUCCAGAGCUGGCGUGUGAAGGCCGGCUCGGACCUGCUGUCGGGCGCUGCCACCAUCGCCGUGGAGAAGGUGUUCCUGGCCGAGGUGACCCCCGCGUCCCCCAAGGACAACGACAUCGCCCUGGUGAAGCUGCGCUCCCCCGUGCACGACUCAGACAGCACCAGGCCCAUCUGCCUGCCCUACUUUGAUGAGGAGCUGGUGCCGGGCACCCCCCUGUGGGUGAUUGGCUGGGGCUACACAGAGGAGCACGGGAAGCUGUCGGAGCGCCUGCAGCAGGCUGAGGUGGAGCUCAUCGACGCGCAGAGCUGUAACCUGGCCGCCUACCACGGCGAUGUCACCGACAGGAUGCUGUGUGCCGGGCUGCCCCAGGGCGGCGUGGACACCUGCCAGGGGGACAGCGGCGGGCCCCUGCUGUACUCGGGAGGGCACUGGCAGGUCGUGGGCAUCGUCAGCUGGGGUCAGGGCUGCGGCACCCCCAGCACACCUGGAGUCUACACCAGCGUCCGUGCCUACCUGGACUGGAUCUACGCCGUGCGCAGGUCAGAGCUCUGA